Aureobasidium melanogenum CBS 110374 is the source of this 705-nucleotide messenger RNA. RefSeq lists its product as uncharacterized. Gene Ontology annotation, molecular function: translation initiation factor activity; ribosome binding. The coding region runs from base 1 to 705 and encodes 234 amino acids. The record is from RefSeq and is a predicted model, not a curated record. Gene Ontology annotation, biological process: mitochondrial translational initiation; ribosome disassembly. The transcript has a single exon. Lineage: Eukaryota; Fungi; Ascomycota; Dothideomycetes; Dothideales; Saccotheciaceae. Gene Ontology annotation, cellular component: mitochondrion.
AUGUCCUCUUCAAUGCAAGCGCUGUACCGCGUCUUUGUGCAACCAGCGCUAUCAACACGCGCACGACCAAUCCCACAAACCUUCAAACCACUUCACUCCAGCACUCGCACCUUCAGUUCCACUGGCUCUUUCGCAGCAGCAGGAAAACGCCUCCCGGAAAAGCGCAAACACCUCUGGGAUGAAGAAAUCCCCGCCCGACGUAUCCAACUCGUAGACCCAGAAACAGAUUCCCUCCAACCACCAACCCGCUUGCGCGAUAUCCUGGCUACCAUCGAUCGCAAGAGCCACCGUAUUAUUUGCGUAACUCAACCACCUGCGGGAAAUUGGACGGAAGAAUGGAUCCCAGUCUGCAAACUCGAAGACAAAAAAGCAGCAUACGAGGCAGAGAAGGAGAAAAAGAAACUCAAACAGCAAAAGGCGGCUGCAGAAGGCACCAAAACGCUGGAACUGAAUUGGGCGAUUGAUCAGAAUGAUUUGGGACAUAGGAUGAAGAGGAUGCAAGAGUUUUUGGGCCAGGGCAAAAAGGUGGAGAUUGUUUUGGCGAGGAAGAAGGGUGGGAGAAGGGCUACUGCUGAGGAGUGUGAGGAAUUGUUGCAGAAGAUUGAUCUGGCUGCUGAGGCUGUCAAGGGUACGAAGGAAAUCAAGAAGUUUGAAGGGAAAUUGGCGGGGAUGGGCAAUCUGAUGUAUGAAGGGCCCAAGCCUUGA